Molecule: messenger RNA, 2543 nt
Organism: Xyrauchen texanus (razorback sucker)
Lineage: Eukaryota; Metazoa; Chordata; Actinopteri; Cypriniformes; Catostomidae
Product: protein NLRC3-like
Exons: 7
Coding region: 1129-2388 (419 amino acids)
Source: RefSeq, a predicted model, not a curated record
AAAACAAAACUGGCUUUUUUUUUAUUAAAAUCCCCAUGGCAGAAUUCGGGAGUAAACACAGAGAUUAUGGCCUUGAGGCAUUUGUAUAAAAUCAUUAAAAUAUAAGUUGUUGUUUACUUCAGUCCACACUGCUGCAUUCGUCGAUGUACCGUCCAUCGACUAACUCCAUACAAGGCCGCGAUAUCUUUAACUUUUAACCCAUACAUGAGAUACCCCUCUAUGGCCUCGCCAGGGAUCUCCACGGCUGCUGGUCUCCCCACUCCCCUAGGCCUCUCCGAAUACAAUUGUUCUUCCACCACCUUUAAGAGGUCAGCAGCCAAACGGGUGUCGGCGCCUGAUAAGGCAGAAAAUUCUCCCAGACGUUCCAACAACGUACUGGUUCUAUCACCUACAUACUCGUAAUAAUCUUCGGAAAUACUACCGUUUCUCUGUUCACGCUCCACUUCAUCUGCUAGUGAAUUUAACGCUCGUAUUAGCUCUGCCGCCGCCAUUUUUCCAACACCUCAAAACCAUAGACUGUAAGCUCGAACGUAAUGUUUAUCGUUUGUUUUUUGAGUAAACUGAAGUACAUAAAGUCCUGAUGUCCCAACGUUUGAAAAUGGAUCUUUUUGAAAACAUAGCGUGGACUGUGAAAACGGAUGCUUUCGAAAACGAUGAAGCGUUUAGUCAUGUGACACAUUCAGUCCAAAACAAGAUGGCGAACGACGUUGUAUCUUGGCUACUCCAGUUUGAUGGCGUUGUUCAAGAUUAACGUCAGUUUGUAAAUACUUCAUCUUACAUUUCUUCAAAUGAGACGGGAUGUUUAUUCGCAGUUGUUCAGCGGCGGAACGCGAGGACAUUUUCAAAGAGGCGGAAGUAAAUAAACGCCUGAACUUGUGUUUCCGGAUUCAAGUAGACCGCCAUUAAACUCCGAGAAAGCGAAAGUGAAACUAGUAAAACAGGAUCCAUUUUAUGACGCAGGAAAUUACACGACGAGAGAAACUCAAAAUUUGACAGUUUUCGCUCCACUGAAUUGUCUGAAACAAUCAAUAAAUUCAUUGUGAAGUAUUUUGUAGGUGAUAUUCUAGUCAGUAAAGAGGAACAUCAACAGUUCUUGACAGGUGUUCAGUGGACUGUUCAGAUGAUGUCAUGGACUCCACAAAGGAUCUCAGUGGACAGACAGACACAGGGAAGGUCAAGAGGAUACACAAACCCUGCCGAAGUGCUGCGGGGAAUCAGGAUGAUGAGGCCCAUUCAUCAGCGAAGCGUCAAUCGGUGAGACGAUGUGAUGUUCAUGAGGACACUGUAGGGGAGCCGAAAGUUUUCCUUCAGCUGGCUCGUGCAUAUCAACGGCAAUGUGUCAUUCAUGGAGAAUCUCCUGAAUCCAGCUGUGUGUCCAUGAAGAGUGACCGGUCAAUGAAUCAUCCACUUAAAUUCAGUUCAGGAGCCCCUUGUGCUGAUGUGAGUGUCAUUCAUGGAGAAUCUCCUGAACCCAGCUGUGUGUCCAUGAAGAGUGACCGGUCAAUGAGUCAUCCACUUACCUUCAGUUCAGGAGAGUCUUUGAUCAACUACAGAAACAAACAGGAUGCAUCAGAGUCAACUGCUGGGAAAGUGACAUUGGACUCCAUUUUUGUGGAACUUGAGCACAAAAUCAUCUCUCUGAUGAAGAAAGAGCUGAAGAAUAUCAAGAGACUACUGAUCUCAGAUUCCCCAGCAUGCUCUGAGAGAGAGAAGGAGGAUGAUGAAGGUCAGAGCAGAGUCAGAGAGGGGUUUCUGAAGAUCACACUGCACGUCCUGAAGAAGAUGAAGCAGACAGACCUCGCUAACACACUUCAAACCAAACUGAUUUCUGUGCAUCAACAAAAACUCAAAACAAAACUAAAAGAGAAAUUCCAGAGAAUUACUGAAGGAAUGUCAAAUCAAAGCAGCUCAACACUUGUGAAUGAGAUCUACACAGAGCUGUACAUCACAGAGGGAGGGGGUGCAGAGAUCAAUAAUGAACAUGAGGUGAGACAGAUUGAGACAGCAUCCAGGAGAGCAGACACACAGGAAACACCAAUCAAAUGCAAUGACAUCUUUAAAGCCUUACCUGGACAAGACAAAGCCAUCAGAACUGUGCUGACUAAAGGAGUUGCUGGAAUUGGGAAAACUGUCUCUGUGCAGAAUUUCAUUGUGGACUGGACUGAAGGAAAAGCAAAUCAGGAUGUUCACUUCAUAUUUCCACUUCCUUUCAGAGAGCUCAAUCUGAUGAAGCACAAAAAUAUCAGUUUGAUGGAUCUUCUUCAUCAGUUUUUCACAGAUACAAAACAACUGAGAGAAUUGAAAACAUUCCUUGAUGACUACAAAGUCAUUUUCAUUUUUGAUGGUCUGGAUGAGUGUCGAGCUUCCUCUAGAUUUCCAGAACAAUGAUAUUUUGUGUGAUGUGACAGAAUCGGCCUCAGUGGAUGUGCUGCUGACCAACCUCAUCAAGGGGAAUCUGCUUCCUUCUGCUCUACUCUGGAUCACCUCUCGACCAGCAGCAGCCAAUCAGAUUCCUCCUGAGUGUGUUGACCAGCUCACAGAUG